Molecule: messenger RNA, 2734 nt
Organism: Ornithodoros turicata
Lineage: Eukaryota; Metazoa; Arthropoda; Arachnida; Ixodida; Argasidae
Product: putative RNA-binding protein Luc7-like 2
Exons: 5
Coding region: 323-2629 (768 amino acids)
Biological process (GO): mRNA splice site recognition
Cellular component (GO): U2-type prespliceosome; U1 snRNP
Molecular function (GO): mRNA binding
Source: RefSeq, a predicted model, not a curated record
ACCAUCUGUUACCUAUUGCGAGGAAGAAGAAGAAGUUGCCGUCUUCGGAAUCUCCGCUGGUUCUCGGAGCUGUGCGCUUUCUGAGCGCAUGAAGUCACAGUCUUGUCGCAGCGCCGUCUUGUCAUAGUCACUGCGCCAUCUUGUAUUAUAGUUGACCCUUAGCACGCGCCCGUAUAGGUCAAGCACCGAAACCGAAGUGCACGCGCUUCUACGAUGGAUUUGACCAGCCUUGCAGGUUGUUAGUCACAACGCGUUCCCCGGAGCAAGGCAAAGAACCUCUUGAGGGGGGUUGUUUUCGGUGAACCCUGACACGCCGUGGACAAUGUCCGCUCAGCAGCAAAUGCGGCAGAAGCUGGACGAAUUGAUGGGUACCGGCCGGGAUGGAACCAAGAAACCCAUUCAUUACUCCGAUCCCAAGGUAUGUCGCUGCUUCCUGCUUGGUCUCUGCCCUCACGAAGCCUUGUCCGGCACCAAGAUGGCGCUGGGUGAAUGCCUCAAGAUUCACGACUACGCUCUCAAGGCGGACUUCGAGAGCAGCUCCAAGACGUGCCGUUCCAGUCAACACCGCUUCUACGAGCUCACUGUGCUUACGUAUCUUCAGAAGGUCAUCAGGUCCUGCGAGGUCAUGGACCGUGCAAAAAAAGGCAGGCUAAGUCGUUGCCAAGCACAGAUGGGAGGAGCUGCUGCCGCUGAGAAACAAGCUGAGCUCAAGAGGUAUGGACACAUGGUCGACAAGAAGAUUGCAAAAGCCGAAGAGCUCGGUUCUCUUGGGAUGGUAGCGGAAUCGCUGGAGCUCAUCAAGGAGAUUGAGAAGCUCAAGGGGAAAAGGAGGAGGAUUGAAAAGUACCUGUUCCGUAAAUCUUCGGAACCCAUCAAGGAACAGAAACAGACGAUUUGCGAGGAGUGCCAGCUCUGCAUCGGUCUUGACGACAACGAGCAGCGCGUGGCUAACCACUCCAGCGGUCGUUUGCACCACGCUAUCCUCGCAAUGCGCCGAAAGAUUACUGAACUUAGUGCCAAGCUUGAAGGCAUCAACCUUCCCAGUGACUGGGCUAGGUUAGAGGCGCUACAGCAGAUACGCAUGAGUUCCAAUCCUGCAUUGGCCUCCACAAGAGCAAUGAGUGGUAGCCCUUACUCUCAAUCGCGAUCUGGGUCGAGGUCUAGGACGCGAUCAAGAUCAAGGUCGAGUUAUAGGUCUUAUUCUAGAUCCAGCAGGUCUUCGUCGUACUCUAGGUCUAGAAGCAGUUCACGGUCACGGUACAGUAGGUCGCGAAGCAGGUCAAGAUCGUGGACUAGAUCAAGCACUAGGUCUUGGACACGAUCGAGAAGCUGCACGAGAUCGAGAACGAGGUCGAGGACAAGAUCGAGGACGUGGUCUAGAAGUAGAUCCAGAAGUAGGUCCGCCAGUUCUUCAAGGCACAACAGAUCGAGAUCACGCGGUAGCUACAGUAGGAGCAGAUCCAGAUCCGCUUAUAGGAGGUGUUGUUCGACGUGUUCAGGAAGCAGGUCCAAGUCGAGUACGAGAUCAAUAAGCCCCCGGAAGGCCUCUAUGCCAGACGAGGGUUGUUCGGAGACCGCAAAACUUCCAGCGGUUCAGGAACAACGUUCAGGACAACAGGGCUUACGAAUGAAAAUCGAGCGAGACCCCUACAGGCUUCUAACUUUGUCCAGAUUGCUUCCUACGUCGCACACCGUCUCACAAAACAAGAAGCUUUGCCAGGGUUCCUCAAAUGUGCCUACAUCUGCUGUCGAGUCCAGCGGAAAGAUACCUUCGAGAGCACUAAGAGUGGUAACUGGGAAGAAUGACCUACUGGAACCUGCCACGAAAUCUCGAAUUCCCGUCAGGUUGCCCACCGUGUCUCUGGGGCAGCCACAGACAAAGUUCAAGAUACAAGUUCGCAAGAUUAUGCCGUUAGACGUCCGUCGAGAAGACAAAGUCACGUUGUCGAGAGACCAAAGCAAAACGACAGACAGUGCAGAAGUUCAGAAAGCGACAACAGGUUUGCAGAAACACAACAUGAACGCUGAAAUCCACAAUAAGGCGGGGAGCGACGAUGGAAGUGUUAAGGCGUUAUCAGUCGUUUCUUCGAAGGUUGCUCUGUUUGAAAAGAAAAGGGUGGCCCAGCGAAGCUACCGGUUCAGACGACCUCGGGAACUGUCCGAAGGAGAGUGCAGUACUACUUCUACGGAGCCAAAGUACACCAAAAAGCCACUGAAAAAAGUCACCGAGAAGCCGAAAAACAGAAGUACCAAAGCUCUGAGGUACUCACCUUCCUCCACUUCAAGCGAAUCCGAACCGAAACAUCCGAAGAGGCCAAAAAAGAAGCGGACCCCGAGAAAAAAAAGAAAGAAAUCGACGUCGGCAAAGACAAAGGCGAAGAUUAAGAAAGAGUCCAAGAGAAGCAGAAAAAGGAAGAAGCCCAUUACUACUUCAGAAACCUCGUCCUGUAGCGAAGCGGAAUAUUCCAGAAAGAGACAGCCCGUCAGAAAGCGCGAGAAGAAGGUGAAACGGAAAGCAACGAGAACGACUUCGAACGCGUCUUCUAGGGCUACUUUCAAGACUGCAGCUAAAGUUAAGAGAAAGUCGAAGAAAAGUGGCAAGGAUGUGAAACGGAAGAAGAGAGAGUAAGGCAGGACACGUAUGGGCCCCCUUGGCGUGGCGGCGCUAGCUUGAGUAGGAUUUUCAUUAUUUUCGGGUAAACUAGGUAACUUAAAUAAAAUAUUUAUGAACUUA